Molecule: messenger RNA, 1082 nt
Organism: Acanthisitta chloris (rifleman)
Lineage: Eukaryota; Metazoa; Chordata; Aves; Passeriformes; Acanthisittidae
Gene: TDRKH
Product: tudor and KH domain containing
Biological process (GO): spermatogenesis
Molecular function (GO): RNA binding
Source: RefSeq, a predicted model, not a curated record
GCCGCGGUGGGGAGACCGUGAGAGGCAUCUGCCGCAGCUCCGGGGCCAAGGUGCAGUGCGAGCGUGAGCCGAAGCCCGAAGCCUCCCUGUGCCCGGUGCGUGUCAUCCAGCUCUUCGGGACACGCAGUGAGGUGGCAGCAGCCAAGAAACUCAUCCUGGAGAAGCUGACGGAGGACAACGCAUUCCACAGGGAGCUGGAGCAGUCAGCAGCCACGAGAUACCCCCGGAAACAGGCCCUGGGCAGCCGCAGGGACCCCCAGGAGGCAUUUCCCGACGGGCUGCAGGAGCACAGGGAGGAGCUAGGGGGCUGGGAGAGCGUGAAGGGGUCGCUCCCCCGCCAGGGCCCCUGCCAGGAGCCAGAGGACCGGAACGAGGAGCUGGAGGAGCCAGAGGACGGGAACCUGGAGCUGGAGAUUGGGAAUGAAGACCUGGAGACAGAGCCAGAGGAUGGGAAUGAGGAGCACUCGGUGCCAAAAUUUGAGAUUCCCAGCCCGGAUUUCAGCUUCCAGGCUGAUGAGCACCUGGAGGUUUAUGUCUCGGCCUCAGAGAAUCCGAGUCACUUCUGGAUCCAGAUCAUCGGGAGGCGUGUCCUGCACCUGGACAAGCUGACGGUGGAGAUGCGCCAGUACUACCAGAGCAGCCCCACCGCCCAUCCCGUGUCCAUCUGUGCCGGUGACAUCGUGGCGGCUCCGUACCGGGACGAUGACACCUGGUACCGCACGCGUGUGCUGGGGCUGCUGGACAACGGCAACUGGGACCUGUACUACGUGGACUUUGGGGACAACGGGGAGGCUCCAACCGAGGCCCUGCGGCCCCUGAGGAGUGACUUCCUGAGCCUUCCAUUCCAGGCCAUCGAGUGCAGCCUGGCUGGCAUCAGCCCUGCCGGGAACACCUGGGAAGAGGCAGCUCUGGAUGAGUUCGACCGCCUCACGCACUGUGCCCAGUGGAUACCGCUGGUCGCUCGCAUUUCCAGUUACUCCCAGUCUGGGCUGUGCCCCAUGCCCAGCAUCCACCUCUUCACUGAGCGCUCUGGCCAGGGCCCGGAGGGGGGACAGAGCCCCCCAAGACCGGAGGAGACCGCG